Vicia faba (fava bean) is the source of this 348-nucleotide messenger RNA. The record is from the annotation of a GenBank genome assembly. NCBI's taxonomy places the organism in Eukaryota, Viridiplantae, Streptophyta, Magnoliopsida, Fabales, Fabaceae.
AUGCCGUGCCUCAAUCUCUCCACCAACGUUAACCUUGACGGUAUCGACACCUCUUCCAUCCUCUCCGAAGCCACCUCCACCGUCGCUAACAUCAUCGGAAAACCUGAGGCCUAUGUGAUGAUUGUACUGAAAGGAUCGGUACCCAUAUCUUUUGGUGGGACUGAGCAGCCAGCAGCUUACGGAGAACUGGUUUCCAUUGGCGGUCUUAACCCGGAUGUGAACAAGAAACUCAGUGCUGCAAUUGCUGCAAUUAUCGAAACCAAGUUGUCCGUGCCCAAGUCACGUUUCUUCUUGAAAUUCUAUGACACCAAGGGUUCCAACUUUGGAUGGAACGGUUCUACAUUCUGA